Molecule: messenger RNA, 888 nt
Organism: Alternaria viburni
Lineage: Eukaryota; Fungi; Ascomycota; Dothideomycetes; Pleosporales; Pleosporaceae
Exons: 2
Coding region: 1-888 (295 amino acids)
Source: RefSeq, a predicted model, not a curated record
AUGACGCCCCGGGACGAAGUUUCCCUGACUCCUAACCUGUUCAAGAAGAUCGUGUCGAUGAACAGAAUUGAAGGCAUUAGCCUCUACGCGGACCCAGAAACUCGACAAAUGCUGAAGUCACUGGACUUCAUUGUGUACACGGGUGCACCCUUGGAUCGAGCGAUUGGGGACGACCUUUGUCAGCAUACGAGAUUGAGCCCGAUGAUUGGCUCCACGGAAAAUGGAGAUCAGAUUGGCCUACGACCAGCCGAUAGAAAGCUCUGGUAUACCCAUGACUUUGUUCCAGAAAAUGGUCAUAGGAUGGUGCCUUUGGACGCAGGCUCGGACGGUCUCCACGAGCUCAUAUUGGAGCAGGUUGGAGAUGGGCGUACCAAUCCUUUUCAGACAUCCUUCUGGAACACAGCACAUCGUUUCCUGGAGCGGAUCGAAACGAAGGAGCUCUACAGGCCCGUCAAGGACUCUGACGGUCGCACGCGAUGGGCGUUUUCUGCCCGCAAAGACGACUUGACGAAGCUGAGUUGGCUGGCAAAGUUUCAUGCGCAGGAUAUUGAAAGGCGUAUUUUGCAACAUCCAGACGUCGAAAAUGUGCUGGUAGGUGGAGAAGCCCGGCCUGCGCCGUAUGUUAUCGUUCAGGCAAAGGAAGGUGUGCUGGACGGAAAGAGCGAGGUGCAGUUGCUUGAUGAGCUUUAUGAUGGGGUUAUUGCUGCCACCAAUAAGGCUGAUUUGAGUGAGAUCAGAAUUCCCAGGGAAACGAUCAUGAUUGCGAAGAAAGAGAAGCCGCUCAAGGUCAGCUUGAAGCAGUUGGUCCAGAGGAAGGCUGUUGAGCAGGACUAUUCGGAGGAAAUCGAGCAAGCAUAUGUGCGGCUGGAGAACAGCAGGAAGCCUUAG